This is a messenger RNA of Drosophila nasuta, 2150 nucleotides long. It is a transcript of the gene ATPsynbetaL, whose product is annotated as ATP synthase, beta subunit-like. The record is from RefSeq and is a predicted model, not a curated record. NCBI's taxonomy places the organism in Eukaryota, Metazoa, Arthropoda, Insecta, Diptera, Drosophilidae. The transcript is spliced from 3 exons. Gene Ontology annotation, cellular component: proton-transporting ATP synthase complex. Gene Ontology annotation, biological process: proton transmembrane transport; proton motive force-driven mitochondrial ATP synthesis. Gene Ontology annotation, molecular function: ATP hydrolysis activity; proton-transporting ATP synthase activity, rotational mechanism; ATP binding. Bases 163 to 2046 code for a protein of 627 amino acids.
AGCAAAGCGAAAUUCAUUUGCGAACUGUCUUCAGUAAAGAAAGAAAAUUUCAUAAGAAAAUAAAAUUUUAUAAAAAUUUGCAAACUGAAAAUAAAAACCAUUUUUUUUUUUAACUUGAAGUUUUAAAGUUUGUUUAAUUAAAUUACAAUAAAAUCAAGCAAAAUGUUGAUGGUUUGGAAAAGAUUGAGCGCAGGCUGGAAACUAGGACGGUCCAGGGGACAAUUUGAACUAGCAGAUUACUACUCGCAUUCGCGUUCUCUUCACACCUCGCUCCUAUUGUCCAAGGAUGAUGAUAAGAAAAGCGAAGAGUCUUCCAAGAAAGACGAUCCCUGCGAGGAGGGUGAGAAAUCGGCCAAGGAUGAAGCCACCGAUGCUGGGGACAAAAAGAAAUCGGCAGAUGGCAAAGAUCUUGGUGCGCUGCUGGGCAAACGUCGCGAAGGAGUUGUUUACUCCGUCAUUGGUCCAGUUGUGGAUGUUUACUUCGAAGACGAGGUGCCCGAUGUGCUCAACGCCAUGGAGGUGCAAGAUGCACCCAUUGGACGUCUGGUGCUGGAGGUUUUCCAUCACUUGGGCAACAAUGUGGUGCGCAGCGUGGCCAUGGAUGCCACUGAAGGACUGCGACGAGGUCAGAAAGUGAUCGAUACGGGUUUUCCCAUUCGUGUGCCUGUGGGAAAAUCCGUCUUGGGCCGCAUUAUGAAUGUGGUGGGGGAUCCCAUCGAUGAACGUGGUGAGAUCAAAAGCGAUUUCUAUUCCUUCAUCCACAAUGAUGCGCCUGAGCUGGCGGAUUUGAGUGUCAAACCAGAAAUGCUGGUGACGGGCAUCAAAGUGAUUGAUUUGCUCGCUCCCUAUGUGAAGGGGGGCAAGAUUGGACUAUUUGGUGGCGCUGGAGUGGGCAAAACUGUGCUCAUCAUGGAGCUGAUCAACAACAUUGCCAAGUCCCAUGGUGGCUACUCGGUUUUUGUGGGCGCUGGCGAACGCACACGUGAAGGCAACGAUCUAUAUCACGAGAUGAUUGAAAGCAACGUCAUUUCACUGGAGGAACCCACUUCGAAGGUGGCGCUCGUCUAUGGCCAGAUGAAUGAGCCGCCAGGUGCUCGUAAUCGUGUGGUGCUCACCGGUCUGACGAUUGCCGAGUAUUUCCGGGACAUCGAUGGCCAGGAUGUGCUACUCUUCAUCGACAAUAUAUUCCGCUUCACUCAAGCCGGAUCGGAGGUGUCUGCACUGCUGGGAAGAAUCCCCUCGGCUGUGGGUUAUCAACCCACAUUAGGCACUGACAUGGGCACAAUGCAGGAGCGCAUUACGAGCACUCGCAACGGCUCCAUCACUUCGGUUCAGGCGGUCUAUGUGCCAGCUGAUGAUCUCACGGAUCCGGCACCAGCUGCCACCUUCUCCCACUUGGAUGCCACCACCGUGUUGUCGCGUCCCAUCUCUGAGCUGGGCAUUUAUCCAGCUGUCGAUCCCUUGGACUCAACGUCGCGCAUUCUGGAUCCCGAUAUUGUGGGUGAGGAGCACUACAAUGUUGCCCGUGCCGUGCAGAAGACGCUGCAGAGCUACAAGUCUCUGCAGGACAUCAUUGCUAUUCUGGGCAUGGAUGAACUCUCCGAGGAUGAUAAACUGACGGUGGCACGUGCCCGCAAGAUUCAGCGGUUCCUUUCGCAACCCUUCCAGGUGGCCGAGGUUUUCACAGGUCAUCCGGGCAAGCUUGUGCCUGUGGAGAAGUCCGUAGAAGGCUUCAAGCGUCUGCUCAACGGUGAAUACGAUGAUAUUCCAGAGAUUGCUUUCUAUAUGGUCGGAGAUGCUGAGGAGGCAUUGGCCAAGGCAAAUCGAUUGGCGUCCACCAUGAAUCCGGAUGAAGCAGAUGCGGAUCCAAAGAAAGAUAAGAAAAAGGAUGAGAAGAAAACUGAGGGCGGGGAUAAAAAGGAAGUAAAAGCAGAGGAAUCCAAAGAGAAAAAGGACGAAAAGAAAGCAGAUGAGAAAGAAAAGGAGCCACCAAAAUCCGAAGCUAAGGACUCGAAAGACGAUUCUUCCAAAGACAAGAAGAAAUAAGCGAUCUCUGACUUUGCGCACUUUCAUUUUAAUAACUCAAUUUAAUUAAUAAUUCAAUUUGUUAAUUAAUAAUUUCAAACUAUUUGUUAUUUGAAUAAAUGACA